AUGGUCAACGAAAGGCCUGGGCAGUCAGGCGGCCCAUCGCGCCCCGCACCGGCGGGCUGGCCACGGGCAUCAGGAUCCUCAGUCUCGGCUUCACCAGCUGCUCCCAGAGGCCUAAGACCUGGACUCGGACUGGGCAAGGGCUCCGGUGGUCUCGGGAAGGGGAAAGGGUUGGGGAAAGCAAAUCUCAAGAGGCAUACGAAGAUCCGAAAAGACAACAUCUACGGGGUUACAAAAGGUGACAUCCGACGUUUGGCUCGGCGUGGCGGCGUGAAGCGCAUUUCCGCAACCAUCUACGACGACGUGCGCCUGGCCCUCAGAGAGCGACUAGCAAGGAUCCUGAAAGACUGCUGUGCGAUCGUGGACUCCAGUGGACGCAAGACCGUCUCAGUCACCGACAUUGUCUUUACCCUUCGACGACUCGGUAACCCUAUAUACGGCUUUGAGCCCCAUUUUCUCAAUAACCGCUGA
Messenger RNA from Alternaria conjuncta, 468 nucleotides. RefSeq lists its product as uncharacterized. Gene Ontology annotation, molecular function: DNA binding; protein heterodimerization activity; structural constituent of chromatin. The transcript has 5 exons. The record is from RefSeq and is a predicted model, not a curated record. Gene Ontology annotation, biological process: nucleosome assembly. NCBI's taxonomy places the organism in Eukaryota, Fungi, Ascomycota, Dothideomycetes, Pleosporales, Pleosporaceae. Bases 1 to 468 code for a protein of 155 amino acids.